GCUACUACGACCGCCAGGUAGCUGAAAGUAGCUGACGUUGCUGUUUGCCUCUCAAAUCGCAACCACAAUCAUGGCCCAAAAUCUACCCCUAGAGCUCAUUGAGCAUGUCACCGACGAAUGUCUUCCAGACAUUGAAGCCCUUCGUUCAUCUUCGCUCAUAUCUAAAUUAUGGACCAUCCCGGCUCAAAAGCGUCUUUUCUCCUGCGUUUCUAUUUUUCCAGAGCUUGUUCGAGCUGUCCCCUCCAUUCCACCCAACUCGGAAGAUUACUCAGGAUACCCAUCCCCCCAGUAUAUCCUGGAUGGUAGCAUAGACAAGUUCAAGGAACACCUGGAAGAUGCGCCGCAUCUCGCAGAUUUUGUACAGGAGCUUCACCUCGGAAUGCCCAAGAUGCCGCCCUUGGAGUUAUUCUAUGCGAGGGAGAAGAAGGUGCCCGACGGCGCGUUUACUGGUGCGAACGAGAUCAUCAGUCGAUUCAGAAAUAUGGGGAGUGUAUCGCUGUCGUUUGCCGAGGAUUACGACUGGGCGAAGCUGGCGUUCAUGCAUCAGUCCCUAUGCCACGCGUUGAGCUCUUCAAUGCUGUGUUAUCUCAAGAUAGGUCCCGUAACGUUUGCGACACAAUCUCAGUUCAAUAAUCUCCUCGACAGCUGUGUCUCUCUGGAGGUGUUGAUCAUUAACAACGUCAAAAUCAAGGAGGCUACUGAGAACGAGACUGGUCAGAAAACUGUAGAAAAACUGCGGCCGAGCUUGAAAGAGCUCACCGUGCAUACCGAUCUGCCGUCAUUGAUCCAGAUCAUUGAAGCAUUCGUUUCACCCUCAUCUUCUGUUGAUGUAUCUUGUUUACUUCGUCUUUCACUCUGGUGUAAAUACUCCAAUGCACAAAGGCACCAUCCCAUGGGGCCAGUCUGCUCGCUACUUCGCAAAGCGCGAUGUCUGCAACAUCUACAGCUUUUUGCGUGUCUCACCGGUCCGCUCUAUCAAUACGUAAAUCCCGCGAGUUUGCAAACAUUCUACGUCUGCGAUCAGCUCGGUCAACCGUCUACCACGCUGACCUGGCUAGUGAAGAGCUUCGAAGCCGAAAGUGACUCAGAAUCUGGGUUGGCACUGACCGAGCUGUCUAUUGAUAUCUGCCAGUCCAAUGCCUAUUCUUCCGAGAACCUUUCUGCCGAUAGUACUGCUUGGGCUCAUCUAGGUGCAACCAUAGAACAACAUGCCCGCCAAUUCCGCAGCGUGACGGUCCGCGGUAAGGGAUAUCGCCCCUUUUAUAUGAUGGACAGGUCAAUAGAGGGCGUGCUCCAAUCAGAAGAUUUGAGAGAUGCGUUAGGUAUGCGCAUGAGAGAGGAUGUGGUAGUGCGGUUCGUUCAAUACUUGACGCAGGAUGACGUGCUGUAUUCCGGUUCUCACUGUGAAGACUUCUAUGAGCGUGAAUGGGAGCCGACACUUGAUGAUUGGCUGAGUGAUUGGGAAGUCAAAGACGAUACUGAGAAAGAAGACUGAGAGGAAUUCCGGCGCGGUCUACCUCUUGCAAACAGAGUAUUGCAGAACCGUCUUUACUAGAGUUUUCAGGUCUUACGAGCAUUUCUUCUCUUAGACCUUCUUUCAUCGUAAUCCCAUCACAAAUUCAUCAUAGUGGUCUCAAAUAACACCCUAUUGGUUCAAAUGUCUUUGUAGAAUGCUCUU
Molecule: messenger RNA, 1678 nt
Organism: Desarmillaria tabescens
Lineage: Eukaryota; Fungi; Basidiomycota; Agaricomycetes; Agaricales; Physalacriaceae
Exons: 5
Coding region: 71-1495 (474 amino acids)
Source: RefSeq, a predicted model, not a curated record